Molecule: messenger RNA, 1152 nt
Organism: Zophobas morio
Lineage: Eukaryota; Metazoa; Arthropoda; Insecta; Coleoptera; Tenebrionidae
Exons: 3
Coding region: 96-1079 (327 amino acids)
Biological process (GO): regulation of transcription by RNA polymerase II
Molecular function (GO): DNA-binding transcription factor activity; RNA polymerase II cis-regulatory region sequence-specific DNA binding
Source: RefSeq, a predicted model, not a curated record
CCCGCCUAACCCAAUUGACAUUUAACAGAAAAAAAUGACAAUCAGCUGUGUACAAAAACAAAUUCGAGCCAAAAGCAAUUUUUCAGCAGCACAAGAUGAAAUAUUGCUCCGUCCCUGGUUGCAAAUCGAAAUUAACGAAGAAGCCAACAAAGACAUUCUUCUUUAGCCUCCCCACGGACGAGACAAACGGCCAAGUGGAUCCCCUCAAACACAAACGAAGACAGGAGUGGGUCAAAGCGAUUCGAGGCCUUAGACUGCCUGAGAGCACCCUCCAGAACGCCGUGGUGUGUUCUAAACACUUCGUCUCGGGUCACCCUGCGAGUGAGCAAGACGUCUACCACAAAGACUGGGUGCCAAGCCUUCAUCUGCCUCAAAUAGUUUUAGAUCAACGUAAAAUCGUAGAUGUCAUCAUCGAGACUCUACCAGACGUAAUUGUGCAAUUCGAUGUACCUGAUUUAAUUAUUUUAGAUAAAGUGAAAUUCAACGAGAAGCAAAUCGAAAUGGAUUUAAUUCAUAAGUAUAUUACGAAUCCUGUCUGUGAUGAAAACGGUUAUUACAAUGACGACCACGAUUAUCUGGGGCUGCCUGUGCUCCCCACGAAGACUGAGUCGGUAGCUAUGCGCCAAGAAUUAAGCCAAGACCACAGCUACUCCAUAACUGAUCGUCCGGCAUGCCUUUACUUUGACUCAAGACACUUCUGCAACAUUUGUGCCUACAAUUUCAACAAUUUGUUCAGUUUUAACAACCACAUGAUGGUGCACACGGUUAAGAACGACGUCAUGUGUUUUCUGUGCGAGCAGACGUUUCUUACCACCACUUGCUUGAAUAAUCAUUUAAAUGUGCACACUUGUCUUUGCGAUAAGUGUGGUGUGGAGGUACCCACGAUGCAACUAAGGGCACAUUUAUUGGUCAACCAGAAGCAAAAGUACCAGAAUAGGGAUAUUUUGAAGUAUAGGAUUCCCCAGAAAAAGAAAGUUUAUUUUUGUGUUUUAUGUAUGAAGAGAUUUUUCACUAAACAACAGUAUGGCGAACAUGCAUUUAUGCACAACAGGGUGAAGUGGGGGCGAGGGAGGAUCUAAAGCGGUUCUUUAAUAGGUUGAUUAUUUAUAGAAUUUCAUUUUUGUUUUGAAGUUAAGUAAAAGUUGUUUUGUA